Messenger RNA from Lytechinus variegatus (green sea urchin), 1254 nucleotides. RefSeq names its product gastrin/cholecystokinin type B receptor-like. Gene Ontology annotation, molecular function: neuropeptide receptor activity. Gene Ontology annotation, biological process: neuropeptide signaling pathway. Bases 1 to 1254 code for a protein of 417 amino acids. The record is from RefSeq and is a predicted model, not a curated record. The transcript has a single exon. Lineage: Eukaryota; Metazoa; Echinodermata; Echinoidea; Temnopleuroida; Toxopneustidae. Gene Ontology annotation, cellular component: membrane.
AUGGAUGCAUCAGCUAUCGUAGCAGUUUCUCUUUUUACGAUCAUCUUUGUCAUCGGAGUGCCUGGGAACUCUCUGGUGGUUUGGGUGUUUGCAAAGAAAUCGAGGAAAACUACCACAUCCUUGCUGAUACUCAGUCUCUCCAUAAUAGACCUGUGUGCUUGUCUCAUAGCCCCUGUUCAUCUCGUUCGAUCCCUGGGCGGUGGAGUCAUCAACGCUUUCGUCUGUAAGUCCAGCAUCUACGGGAGUCGUGCCUUUUCGUUUUCAGCACUUUACUUGACAACCUGUAUUGCACUUGACAGGUAUAUGGCUAUCUGCAGACCCCUAGAGUCGCGGUCUCACCCUCGGAAGCUUUUAGUCGUCAUCGUGGCCAGUAUAGGACUGGCGGUGUCUGGCAAUUUCCAAUUUGCUUUGUACGUGAAGAACUUGCAGAUAGGCGCGGUUAAGAAAUGCAUCUAUCGUGGGGGUCCCGACUGGCUGGAUAUCAGCAAUGAGAUCUUUACGUCUGUGUCCUACCUGGUGGCGUUGGUGAUCUGCUCGUGCGUCUAUGUCCGGAUCUAUCUGGAGAUCCGCAAGCAAAUGAAGGUCAGAGAGGGACUUACCGGAAAUGGUGUCCAGGGAAACCAAGGUGCGGAUCGCCAAAGAAAUUGCUUCGCUAUCAGCAAGGCGGGAGGUUUGGGGGCGAGAGCAGGAGAAGGUCAGAUUGCUCUUCCGCAGCAGAGUGGAACAAGUAUAAGUGAUUUCCAUGAGAUGGCGACCACUUCAGCCCAGCGCGGUGGCAGCAGUGGGAUUCUACAAGAAGCAGCGACCAAUGGAAACUUACCAGUCGUUGGAAACACUAAUCUCCUGCGCGCCAAGGGUCACACAGAAGGGAGAGUUCUUCAACUUGUUUCUUCAGUGGAGUAUUCCUCCUACCCUGCAGCUUCCGUCGUUCAGGACCAACCAACUCCAAGGGUCAACGUCAAUCCGAAUCGCAAUCGGCAAAGGAAAGAACGCCUCAUGACCAGGAUGUUGCUUGGAACAAACUUGAUCCUCAUCCUCUCCUGGCUGCCAUCUUUCAUCCUAACCAACGUCCCCGAUGAAGAGGUAACUGCAUACCGCAGCAAGGCAUCACAGGGCGUCAUCAUCUCCUUCUGUUAUCAGUUGCGCACCCUUAAUCACAUUGUCAGUAUCUUUGUCUAUGCUCUCCUCAACGCAAACUUCAGGAAAGAUUGCCGAGCUAUCCUUGCCAAGUUGAAACAAUCAAGGAACGGAUAG